AUGAGUUCGAAGAAGUGGCCAAGCUCAGAGGAGGCAGAGGAGGCGGAUGCUAUCGCCACGAUCCCAGCCAUGAGUCCGAAGAAGCGGCCAAGCCCAGAGGAGGAGGAUGCUAUCGCCAGUGAAGCAGUCAACCAGCAAACGAAAUCUGCGCAGCCCGGCCCUUCUACCUCUCCUCCUAAGCCCAAGAAGGCACGUUCGCCACCUUCAUCCGAGGCCCCAGCCGCAUCACCCCCCACCACGCCUGGCCACUCUCAUCGCCACAGCGGUGUAGCCAGUGAUUUCGAUCGCGGUGACGCCAAGAACCCGGUCGGUCGACAGCUUUGGAAUCCCCCCGACGAUUCAAAGAGCCGCAACGAGUCCAAGGCCCGCAGCGAGUCAAAGAGCCACAGUGCCCGCCCUAAGCAUUCAACAUCAAGGCGAUCCAAGAUUGGCAACCGCAAUAGUGCAUCAGUGGGGCUCUUCCCGGUCCCCGUAGUACACCCUCCCGACAUGACCACAAUCCCCGGUUGGAAGCUUCAUCGCCAGCCUGACACCAAACCCAUCUCGUAUGAGAAGCUUGUCAGUGAGGUCACAGGCAUCUAUGAAGGCCUGAUAAUGGUUGAAUUCAAAUGCAUUCAACUUACCGUUGAUCCGAAAACCCGGAUCCCAGAUGAUCAAGAGCUCGAUUCGAAGCAGCUCCAGAAUUUGAUUGGGCUACAUCGCACGCUGCUAAAUGAGCAUCACGAUUUCUUUCUCGCCAGCUCAUCUCCGUCUGCGACUCCUUCCGUGCGCAACCUUCCUAAGAAGUACAAUAUGCCUGGGCGGAUGUGGCGCUACGGCAUUCAAUCAUUUCUCGAGCUCCUCCGCAAGAGAUUACCCGGCUCUCGCGAACAUAUGCUCACGUUCCUCGCCAUUGCAUACGGAAUCAUGACUCUGCAGCACGAAACUAUCCCUGAAUUUGCUGAUUCCUGGCUCGAAUGUCUUGGGGAUGUGGCCAGAUACCGCAUGGCUAUUGAAGAAAACGCUUUCGAACGCGAAAUUUGGACGUCGGCAUCUCGGUCCUGGUACUCAACGGGCUCAGAGCGAUUGCCAGAGGUUGGCCGGAUGUAUCAUCACCUGGGUAUACUUGCAAAGCCCGAUCCCCUGUGGGAACUUUACUACUACAGCAAGUCACUAUGCGUUCCGGUGCCUUUUCCAGGUGCUUGGGAUAGCAUCAUGUCGGUUUUCAUCCCAAUCCUGAGAAAGCCAAUUCAUCCAGAUCCCUCAUAUCGGCCGACUGAUCCAUACGAUGAGCUGUUUGUGAGAGUCAAUGCUAUCCUCCUUUCUGGACUCCAGCGCGACGAACUCCAGGAGACAGUAGCAAGGUUUCUUGGUACGUUGGAUAGGAGCAUCGCUCUGCGGAGCAAGGGCUGGCUCCAAUCAGGACACUGCUUUGCCAUUUCUCUCAUCUGUUCUCUUGUCGGCUACGGCGCGCCUUCCAAUCCCCUUCAGCAAUCACUACCUCAACCUGUCGCAGGUGAUGCAAACGGUUCGCUAGGUGACAAAAAGGACAUCGAUGGGGAUAUGGCCAAGGACAAGUUUGAAACGACACGAACAUUCGUCAUGCAGACUUGCAAUAUUGUGUUGCGACGCAAAUCGGACCCUAACUGUCUCCCAUUCUCUCACACGGUAUUAGUCUUUUUGUAUUACGUGGCUCAACACCCGAAAGCCAUGUCGCUUAUUGAGGACGAGUUCCCAUGGACCCGAGUGGCUGAUCUGCUCAACGAAGCCUAUCCUGCACUGAUGUCGGCACCGAGAAUGGCGGACAAAAACUUCCCGCGACCACCAGCCAACGAGCCGUUACGCCCACUACCAGAAGACUACGGUAUGCGAGGGUUUGCGCUAUCAAGGGACUACUUCCCUAAGGAUUGGUUCUCAAGCGAGCAAAUCGAAGAUGAAGAGAAGAUGUUCGAGCCGCCGUCGCUUGGGGACGAGAGACGGCAACGUGUACUCUGGCUUGGGCGUCGAAUCUGCGAAUUAGGGAAUUGGCUCAAGUGGAACGAAAAAACAUGUCGGUUCACUGUCGACUCGGCACAUGACAGAGACAUUGGACUGCCUGUUGAAGCCUGA
Messenger RNA from Cordyceps fumosorosea ARSEF 2679, 2088 nucleotides. RefSeq lists its product as hypothetical. The record is from RefSeq and is a predicted model, not a curated record. NCBI's taxonomy places the organism in Eukaryota, Fungi, Ascomycota, Sordariomycetes, Hypocreales, Cordycipitaceae. Gene Ontology annotation, molecular function: protein binding; telomerase RNA binding; telomeric repeat DNA binding. The transcript has 2 exons. Bases 1 to 2088 code for a protein of 695 amino acids. Gene Ontology annotation, cellular component: telomerase holoenzyme complex. Gene Ontology annotation, biological process: nuclear-transcribed mRNA catabolic process, nonsense-mediated decay.